Molecule: messenger RNA, 453 nt
Organism: Aspergillus terreus NIH2624
Lineage: Eukaryota; Fungi; Ascomycota; Eurotiomycetes; Eurotiales; Aspergillaceae
Exons: 2
Coding region: 1-453 (150 amino acids)
Molecular function (GO): RNA nuclease activity; RNA binding
Source: RefSeq, a predicted model, not a curated record
AUGGUCUCUUUCAGCUUCAUCCUCACUCUUUCCCUUGCCAUCACUUCGGCAUUGGCAACUCCAACCCCAACUGAUGCAGACAUCAACGGGGGCCAGGUCUACACCUGCAAGCGAGGCGCCAACAACGACGGCGAGCUGAUUGGCAAAGUCCCCCAGGACAAAGCCAUCGGCCAUUUCCGUGAGGCCAAAACCAAAGCCGGCAAAAGCGGCUAUCCCAAGCGCUUCUACAACAACGAGAACCUCAAGUUCAAGAAGGGAUGUCGCGACAAAAAGGUGGAGCUGUGGGAGCUGCCUGUCUUGAACGGUGGGCAGCGGUACGCCUACGACAAGCCGAAGCAGGAGGCUCCUCCGGGCCCGAUGCGGGUUUACUACACCAAGGACUUGAAGUUCUGUGGCAUUGGGACAAAGUCCAACCGCGAUAACUCGGGGCCUGUUCAUCUAUGCAAGGUCUGA